AUGACAGCUGCAGGUGAUGGACAGUGCUUUGUACUUGGCGAAGGAUACCCUGGACUUCCGGGAGGGGCGAUCACUCUGUCAAAAGAUUCUUCUACAGAAUAUGUCGAAGUCAACUUAUCUCGGAGAGAACCUUUUAAAGAUUUCACCAUUUCUAUAUUAGUGUAUCCGGAAGGUACUCCAAGUGGAACUCUAUUCUAUUAUGCUAAGAAUGAGAUCGAAAAAUUUCGAUUAAAUUUCAUCUAUACAACAGUUGUAGUGUCUUUCCGCGACGAAUACGACAACCCUGCUGGACUCGUCCCCGUGGAGGAUCUCCUUGUUCCAGAUCAGUGGAACCACCUGGUGGUCCAACGGAAAUACACAGACGGAGAAAUAACUAUAUACGUUGAUGGAACAAAGAAGAUACAGGUGGAUGACGGCUUCCAGGACAAUAUUCCAAUACCUAACUCAGGCAUGCUGGCGGUGGGAUCUGCUCCCACUGAACCGGAUCAACAGUUCUCCGGACGGAUCGCUUGUCUGCAGGUUUUUGACAAAAUUCUGGUGGAUAAGCCCGGUCAGCCAGACAACACGUGGCAUAAAUGUCUGUCCGAUUACUGGCUGGUCAAACCUUCACUUAUCCUGCUGCCUGAUGAUGACAACCCAGGACAACACUGUCUGGCCGAAGCUGUUGAAGACCUGUCUAAUUUGAUUUCCCUUGGGUCCGUUUUCAACGAGGACAAAUGGCAACAGGUACUUCAACGAUUUCAGUGGCUGGACAGCACUCGAAACUUUGGAUACUUCUCUCUUGUAUCCAAGGGAACCAGACCCUCAGUCUACGUCAGCGCUCUCGGAUUUGUUAACACAACUGGUGUGAACGUUUGUUCGCGCGUGUGUUUACGUGUACAGGGUUGUCAGUCGUUCGCUGUCGACAAAGAAACAAUAGACGGUGUACCAUGUUAUCUCUACAACUAUGUCUCGCGAGAUUUGGUAGCUGGAAGUGCUGCUGCAAAGUAUUACGGAAUGCAAGAUUGAGAGAGAGAAAAAAAAACACAAUUUGACAAGGAUUAUUCCGUCCGAUCUUCCGAUCUGAUAUAAUUUCACACUGUCAUGUUUUCUAAGCGUGAUGUUGUAACCUUCAUUGCUAUCCUUAGGUUACGUGUUAAAUGGACAAGAUGUACAUAAUUAAAUGAAGUGUAUCAACGACAAAAAAGAAUUGUUUUUAUUACAAAAUUCAGAAAUCGCUCUGCUUCACACCUUCACCGGCUGAUUACAGAAUGCUUGAUAUUGUUAUAAGAAAUACUUUAUUAACAGAUAACACUUAUAAACUUACAUAACAUUCUGUGCAAUCUGGUAAC
Ylistrum balloti is the source of this 1331-nucleotide messenger RNA. RefSeq lists its product as uncharacterized. The record is from RefSeq and is a predicted model, not a curated record. Bases 1 to 1008 code for a protein of 335 amino acids. Lineage: Eukaryota; Metazoa; Mollusca; Bivalvia; Pectinida; Pectinidae. The transcript is spliced from 2 exons.